AUGCCGUCCAUCCUGUCGGAGCAGGACAAGGAGACGGUCAAACGCUUCGUUCCCAAGCACACAAACAAGAUCCAGGCCGUUGCUGUCGCCAAACUUUAUGUUGCAUACCCAAACAGGUCAAAAUGGACAGACACGGGACUGCAGGGAGCCGCUGUGCUCUGCAACGACUUGGUCGGACAUACGUACUGGGUGAAGCUCGUUGAUAUCUCGCCAGGCGGGAGAGGCGUUAUUUGGGAUCAGGAGAUUUACGACACAUGGAGUUACAACCAGGACCGUGUCUUCUUCCACACGUUCGAACUCGAGGAAUGUCUUGCUGGACUCAGUUUCGCCGACGAGAAAGAGGCGAAGCAGUUCAAGAAGAAGAUGGACGAGCGAGAGAGGAAUGCGAGCAAAUUGACCAAAGUUGCGCCCUUCAGCCUUCCCGUCGGAGCGUCUGCGGCGCCAGGUUCAACAGGAGGAACUCAAAAACAUCACGGCAUUUUGGGCGGCCUGUUUGGCCAUCGGCACUCGUCGGCACAUACUCCCCCCGAUUCGCCCCAAGCUGCACUUCCACCUCCUCCGCCAAAUGGACACCAGUCAAAGCUAUCUUCGGGCAGCAUCAAUGGCAUGAACGGCCCCAAGCCCAAGUCCGAGUUUGCCAUACUUGAUGCCUUCGACCCGCUAUGGAGAGAGCACUUUGGUGAUGAUCUGAAGGAGAAGGGCCUCACGGAUGACUUCAUUUUGGACAACCAGGAGUUCAUUGUCGACUUCCUUAGGCAGGAGCAACAAUCCGCGCGCAAGGAAAGCCCGCCAUCCCGUCAGCAAGCCCAUGCUCCUCCUCCGCCGCCGCCCCCAUCAAACGACCGAUCAAACAGCUUACGCGCGCCUCCUCCUCCGCCCUCGGCUCCUCCGGUAUCGUCACAUGCCCCACCAGCGCCGCCUCCGCCGCGACGAGGUGCUGCACCACCAGCUCCGCCAGCGCCAAGACGAGGUGCUGCGAAGGUUGAGGCACCAACAUCACCACCCUCUCCGCCUCGCCCACGCUUCGCCGCCCCGCCACCGCUCCCCGACGCGGGCAAGUAUGCCCACACAGCUCCUCCGCCAAGGCAGGCACCAGCUGCCGGCCCCCCUCCACCGCCAAGGCCUCCAAAGACACCGGUCGACGACAAGGAAGACUCGUCCAAUCCCAGAUUUGGCGUACCGCCGCCUUUCCAACGAAGUGUUCCUCCACCUCCGGCACCUCCCAGCCGAGGGCCUGUUCCACCACCUCCUCCAUCAAGAGAGCCAGUACACCAGGUGCCUCCUGUUUCUGCUAUGCCGCCCCCACUCCCUUCAAAAGUCCCCGCGGCGCCAACGGCCCCGCCUUUGCCGCCUCCCAGCACACGGCCUCCGCCCGUAUUGCCGAGCAGAGCCCCUGCUUCUCCGCAGCCGCCGCCUCUGCCUUCAUCCCAAGCACCACCGGCGCCACCCCCUUUGCCUACCUCGAGCGCACCACCGGCGCCUCCACCUGCGCCUCCAUUGCCGCCGCCAUCCGGCUCAGCGGCUCCUCCACCAGCACCCCCACCACCACCGCCUCCAGGUGGACUGGCCGGCGCCCCGCCAGCGCCCCCGCCUCCUCCGCCUCCGGGUGGAAUGGCUGGCGCUCCUCCGGCGCCUCCACCACCGCCUCCGAACAGAGAUUCUGGAUACGCAUCAGGCCUGCCUGCCGCAGCUGCGGACCCUGGGCGUGCCGGAUUGCUGGCCGGCAUUCAAAAAGCCGGCGGUGUUGGGUCGCUGAAGAAAGUGGACAGGUCACAGAUACGCGACCGCAGUGCUGCACAGGUUGGCGGAGGCAGCGAUACUGGCCCGCAUGGUAGCGGGUUGCCUCCUGCAGGCGCUGGUGCUGGCGGUGGUGGCAUGGCUGAUGCUUUGGCUGCCGCGCUGCAGAAGCGCAAGGAGAAGGUCAGCAGAAGCGAUGACGAAGCUUCGGAUGACGAUUGGUAG
Messenger RNA from Pyricularia pennisetigena, 1962 nucleotides. RefSeq lists its product as uncharacterized. Gene Ontology annotation, molecular function: actin binding. The record is from RefSeq and is a predicted model, not a curated record. Bases 1 to 1962 code for a protein of 653 amino acids. NCBI's taxonomy places the organism in Eukaryota, Fungi, Ascomycota, Sordariomycetes, Magnaporthales, Pyriculariaceae. The transcript has 3 exons.